Molecule: messenger RNA, 459 nt
Organism: Prorocentrum cordatum
Lineage: Eukaryota; Dinophyceae; Prorocentrales; Prorocentraceae
Source: the annotation of a GenBank genome assembly
AUGGCGCCGACAAAGUCGGUGGUCAACCCGACCAGCAAAAUGUCGCUCGCGUCGUUAGAUGAGCUCGCCGGCAUGGAGCCGUCCGUCAGUUGGAAGGCGCUGCUCCGCCGCGGCGCCGCGGAGAGCGGGUGUGGCACUGGCCACCUGCCCUUCUCCCAGUGGGGCGGGGAGCUCAACGAGCAGAACCAGCGAGUUAUCAGGGCCGACUGCGACCGCACGCGCGCCGAGCACGAGUUCUUCCGCAGGGGAGAUGUCCGUGCGAAGAUGGAGGCCAUGCUGACAUGCUGGUGCCAGCAGCAGCAGGCGCGGUACAAGCAGGGGCUCAACGAGGUGUUGGCGCCCUUCCUGCUCCUGCAAAGCGGCCCCGCCGCCGAGGCGCCCACAGACGACGAGGUCUACCUCUGCUUCGCUGCGUUCCUGCGCCGCUUCGCGCCCUUCUUCUUCUCUCUUCGACUCUGA